Messenger RNA from Phalacrocorax carbo (great cormorant), 2116 nucleotides. The record is from RefSeq and is a predicted model, not a curated record. Lineage: Eukaryota; Metazoa; Chordata; Aves; Suliformes; Phalacrocoracidae.
UUUCCAGGUCACUUUCAACAUGGAGAGUGGAGCAGGGAAGCAUUGGACUGAGGAGGAGGUUAAAGCCUUGUUAAGCGUCUGGUCAGAAAAAAAUAUCAGAAAGCAACUCCACGGCACCCUGAGGAAUAAAGGAAUAUUUAUCUACAUUGCUAAAAGGUUGCAGGAGUUAGGAGUUUGCAGGGACUGGAAACAGUGCCGUGCAAAGUAUAAAAACCUGAAGUACGAAUACAGAACGGUUAAAUAUGCCCACAACUCUGGGGAUGUCACUAAAACCAUGAAGUUUUUCCAUGAUCUGGAUGCCAUAUUGCGAUAUGAACCUGUCACACAAUUAGCAGCAGAAGAAAACGGCAGGUGUUCUGCGACUGAGACGCAGCUGAACACAAGCCCCACAACAGAGCGCACGCAAGGUGAAAUAUCAGUUUCUUUAGAAGAUGAUGAUGCUCCAGGAGAUCCACUACUUCUUAUGUCACAUGUCAGACCAGUUCAACUAGGUAAUCCAACAUCAGCAAUAGAGGCUUCCAAAACACCGGCUUUUAUUCCAACAGUAGCAAAUGAAGGAGGAAAACACUGGACUGUUAAUGAAGUCAGAGCUUUGAUACGCAUAUGGUCAGACAAAAAUAUCCAGCAACAACUGGAGGGGACAGUAAGAAAUAAAAGAAUAUUUGAACAGGUUGCUGCUAGACUUCAGAAGUUUGGAAUUGACAGGGACUGGAAGCAGUGCAGGACAAAAUAUAAAAAUCUGAAACAUGAAUACAAGAGUGUAAAAAGUGCCCAAGGCUCAGGGAGUACAAGUAGAAGUAUGAAAUUUUUUAAUGAACUGGAUGCUAUUCUGGGGCACAGCACCAUGGAACAAGCAAGUAAAUCAGAUAACGAUGAAAGUGAGAGGCCUCCAGAAUGGACAGAAGCAAAAUCAGAAAAGGACUCCAUAGAAAUGCCUGGAGACACAGGUGAAGAGGACUCUGUUAGUAAUAUGUCAGAAGACCUACGGGUUGCAGAUAUAAAGAAAGUUUCUGACUCAGAAAUCAUUGAAGAUGAGGGGGACUUUGCCAACUCCACCACGGUAGCUCUGGAAGCUACACAAAUAAAGAAAGAGACGAUUGACAUAGAUGAUGAUUCUCUAAGCACUACCUCAGAAGACAGAUCUUGUACGCCAGUAGCAAAACGGAUGGUCGGGACAGACAAUCACAUUCCCUUGGAAGAAGCACAAAACCACUUUAAAGUUAUUACAGUUAAUGAUACUGGAGCUGGAAAACACUGGAGUGAUAAUGAAGUCAGAGCCCUGAUAAACAUAUGGUCAGAUGAAAAGAUACAGCAAAUGCUUGAAGGGGCCACAAGAAAUAAAGAAAUAUUUGAGGAAAUUGCGAGAAGGUUAAUGAAACGUGGUAUAGACAGAGACUGGAAACAAUGUCGCACAAAGUACAAGAACCUAAAAUACGAAUACCGCGCACUGCAGAAGGAAAAUGAGCACCUGGGUAAUCCCAGGAGGAAAAUGAGAUUUUAUGAUGAAGUUGACUGUAUCUUAAGAAGACAGCCUCUGGGUCCCUCGAGCUGGGGAUGUGAAAGUUCAAGUCUCCUAUCAGUUUCAGUGGGAGCUGUUACAGCAAACACAGGAUCCUUGAGUAUCAAGAGAAAGACGUGGAAUGAUGAGGUGUCACCUGUUCCACUUAAGAAAAGUGCUUCUGAAAACACCAUACUCCACUUCCAAAAACUAUUAACAGAGAGAGUGCAUGCAGUAACAGAAGGCAAAAAGUUACUGUUAGAAAGGCUUUGUAAGCAAGAAGAAAUGCAAGACCUCAACAGAACACAGCUGUAUGCUGAUCCAUCAGCCAUACAACAGUGUGACUUCCCUGGUAGAAGAAAGGGUAACCUGAGGGAGGCAGUUUGCACUGCAAAGAUGACGAAUUGCACUUAAAAUUCUGAGUGAUGCACAAGGAUCAAAAUCUUUCCAAAACUUUGCUGUCAUUCAGUACAAUGUCCCUAAAAAAACUUUAUCUUAUUCCAGAAAAUUUAAAAAUAUUUAUUCAUUAAAAUAAGUGUAUUUUCAAGAAAUUUGUAUCUGUUUUUAAAUGCCGUUGUUCAGGUGAGAACUGCACAAAAGCACUGACAUAAGGACUGU